Hypoxylon fragiforme is the source of this 3408-nucleotide messenger RNA. RefSeq lists its product as uncharacterized. Bases 739 to 2706 code for a protein of 655 amino acids. Gene Ontology annotation, biological process: regulation of transcription by RNA polymerase II. Gene Ontology annotation, cellular component: transcription regulator complex; PcG protein complex. The transcript has a single exon. Gene Ontology annotation, molecular function: RNA polymerase II cis-regulatory region sequence-specific DNA binding; DNA-binding transcription factor activity, RNA polymerase II-specific. The record is from RefSeq and is a predicted model, not a curated record. Lineage: Eukaryota; Fungi; Ascomycota; Sordariomycetes; Xylariales; Hypoxylaceae.
AUCAAAUCACCAUGUAACAUGUAACUCUCUUUCCCUCUCACACAUGCAAUCUCAAUCUCAAUGCUCUAUUAUCUCUCACUCUCUAACUACUACGUACACAGUAAUGUCCUACUAAUGUCCCUCCUGCAUGCCCAGGGCGCCUCCGGGUUCAAUUCCGCCUCCAACUUUUUUUUUGGGAUGAGGCUGAAUUAAUCCGAUAAAUCAGCACAUCCUAGUUUUCAACAUUUCAACGUCAACUCUUCUUGGUCUUUCCAUGAUUCCAUCAUUCCAUGAAUAUCUCAUAAUAGAAUAUGCCCAAACCAUUACAUAGUAGCCAGUUCAUUCCCAACCCACAUCGGCAUAAAUCCACUUGCUCUGCGCAGCACCACUAUCAGGCUGCCAUCGGGCCGCCUGAACUGGCCGAUCGACUGAGUGAUUGGGUGACCGGGUGACGGAUGACCGGCAAGCCCUGCGAGGGACAAACGUAGGGUCUGUCUGGCUUGUCGACAUCUCAACUCUGACCAACGCGCCAUUUCGGUCUCACAUGUACUCCCUCUCACUGAGGCCUGAAUCCUUGAAUUGAGCCUUAGGAAACGAGAGUUGGGAGUUAGGAGUUGAGAAUCUUAUAUUUUCUUCAACGGCAUAAUUGACCGAAGCUAUUUUUCUCGGCCCCGCCAACAUUAAUUCAUCUCAUAGGACAUAUUCCAUAAUUCUUUUAUUUUCCAAUACCCGUGGGCGCCCACUCCAGUUCUCACAGCCAUGGCGCCCACUUUAAAAUCCAAAUCCGGCCUCCGGGCGCGGGAUAAUCACCUGUCUCCUGGCGCAAUCGCUGGAACGGUCGUCGGCUGUGUUAUCGGAGGCAGCCUCUUGCUCAUAGUUUUGGGCUUUCUCUACUUUUGGUGGAGACGGAAGUCUAAGGAGGCCAGGGCAGCAGAACUAUUACCAACAACAACAAAGUCCAAGGGAUCCCAUCAUAGGACCUUGUUCUCAAUUCCAGGCUUUCUGCCUAGGCAUACUCCUGCUACCCAUGCAGACAGUCCGCCUUCUGCGAAGGAUGAUAGUGAUAGAGCCGUUCCAGUCUUUGGUGAUGAUUCUGAAUUCCAUCAACAACAACCUAUAUACGGGAAUGACUUAAUGGGCAAUCAUGAAACUUAUUACGCAUCUCAUAACUUUGGUCAACCACCUUUACCCCCGGGCAUCGACUUCAAUUUGCCACCUCAGCCGACAGCCUUCCCAAGCAAUAUCGAUACGUCUCCAGGACAUCAGGCUGCAAAUUCCAGUUAUUAUGACACCAGAAUCUCCAUGGACUCGGAUCCCGAGCAAGCACCAUUACCACCGUCUAGACAGAUGACUGAACUUUACGAGGCCCAACUCAGAGACUCACGAGAACAUCGAAGAAGAAGUGGCUCCUUAACGAGUCGGAUCUGGAGUAGCAUCAAGAGGAAGCGUUCUACGCAUUCUUCAGCACAUGGAAACGUCAGCCCUCAGAAUUCAACAUCUCAGUAUUUUCCUGCUUCGCCAGUGGAGAGUCCCAUUGGUCUGAAGCCAGAGUCUAAACUAGAGUCCAAGAAAGGAGUAAGCUCGUCAGAAUUCGCAACGAAUAAGUAUUUCGAAGAGCCUGGCGAAAUAUCUGAAAGCAUGGGUGCAUUAGGAGGCUCGGCAAGUGGAAACCGGGUGGGAAAUGAUCAGCAGCAGCAUAAGAGACAAAAGCGAGUCGAUUCACAGGAAGAUGAUUUCCUUCUCCGGACUAGUUCAGUGGUACGAGAUACUACGGAGAAAGACCCCGAGCUGCCUUCAGCUGUGCUACGGAGUCAGGAGUCCUCUGAUGGGUUACCUCAUUUAGCUCAGCCCCAAUCCGAGACCUGGCCCCAGGCACGUCUUGUGAGCCCCGACAUCCCAGAGCCUAUGGAGCUGGAUGAGACACUGGAAGGUAUUCAUAGACGACCUUCCGUCUUGAAAGGCUCCCACUCUCCUCCUCUUCAACCACCAGAGUCUUUCGUGUCUCCCAUGUCCAUCAUGCAACCAUCCAACUCUCUGGAGAAAGCUGCCUAUACCGACUUCCAAAUGGAAAACUCAGCAUCCCCUCCCACCUUUCCCACCUCUCCUCCUGAGAUCAUCACCGACCAGCCGGCGCAAGAGAGCGCUGACACCACCGCCCAAGAAUACCCAGACGACUUCGAUGCUGAUAGCUUCCUCGACAUACCUAGCGACGAUGAACCUCGUCGGUCAGGCGACUCAUACGAUUACACUACCACGCCGGGACAAAGCUCCACGGAUCCCUCCAUGGGAAGGACGCCAGAUACCCGGGUUACUAUAUCGCCGUCGCCAUAUCCAGCGGUCCAUCAACAGGUUAAAAUGGAACCAGAGUCGAGCUUAUCGCCGGAGACUUCCAAGCUUUCACCACAGUCCCCCGGUCAUAUCUGUGAGGAAUGCGGACGAUACUUUGACCAGGUCCAUAAACUUAACCAUCACAAGCGUUACCAUGAUCGCAAACACGAGUGCCCCUACGACGGCUGUGAUAAGAAGUUUGGUACCAAGACGCAUCUCGAUCGACAUAUCAACGACAAGCAUGUGAAGUCCAAAGCAUAUCACUGUAUAGAAUCGACAUGUCCCUACUUCCGAGGCGGCAAGGCCUUCCCGCGGAAGGACAAUUGGAGGAGGCACAUGGUAAAGAAGCACGGUGCGACACCAAGUGACCUCGAGAUGAUGGAUGAAUCGAUGGGGUAGAACCUACUGAGAUGGCCGUCCUACUUUACAUGACGAUUUCUACAUGUCCGCCUAUCGACUAUUAUUAAGACAGGACGACACUACAGGUGACAUGGUGGGCCCAUAAUAGUAUUAACGCAGGAGUCUACCCAAAUCCAUACAAUAUGGACCUAUCUGGUAGCUGCUAAGUCUAUACUUGAUACCUAUCCUCAUUAGAGCUCUAUCUAUCUAUGAGCCUUCUACCCUUCGGGGUGUGAUGAGAUACGCUCGGCAUUAUACCCUCACGGCGGCUUUGUUGGACGUCGGAAUGCCCCAGGUUUUCUCCCCCUGCCACGACAGGUGUUGGGCUCUAUUUAUAUCCGAUAUGAUGAAUUUUACCUACCAUACACUUCUCAAAAUUCGACACGCUCUUUAUCUGCAUACGUAUAGGUAUAUACAUUUGGUAAUAGCAUUUAUUAAGGGCAUAUUUGGGAGCAAGCGAAGUUGGAACUAUCUAUGACUGGACUGGCUUAUUAUAAUGCAGCCACGGCGGUAACAGUUUCUCUAUAAUAUGUAAGAGAGACGUGUAUUUCUUCACAUGCAGUAUGUAGAUGUAUUUACGCAGGGUGGGUUUACUUCUCACAGAUGUGGCCAUGAUAUCCGGGGGCAAAACGGGUGGAUUAUCUACUUAGUUAAAAUGUUCUUGAGCAAUCUACAUACAAUACGAAUCGUUUUCAAGCUCUA